AUGGGUGAGCGCCUACCUAGAGGACGGAACUUCGUCGUGACAAUAAACAAUCCUACCGAAACUCCCGAUGAGCUGGUACGACUAUUCCUGGCUAACAAUAUACAAUACGCCUUCCAAAGAGAAAGAGGAAGGGAAGAAGGAACAGAGCACUACCAAAUGUGCUUGCACUUCCAAGACGCAAAAACCUGCAGACAAGUCAUCACCCUCCUACCAGGAUGCCACGUCGAAUUCGCCAGAAAUCCAAUCGCCGCAAGAAGAUACCGCGUUAAAGCUGAUACCGGCAUUGAAGGCCCGUGGACUAAUAAUGAGGAGAAAACGGAAGGAGCCAAGAGGGAGAACACUAUGCACGAGAUCGUUGAGAAGUACGAAUCGGGUACACGAAUACACCAACUCGCGGAAGAAUACCCAAACCUAUUCGCGAGAAACUUCAAUAACAUCUGCCGCACUUUGGACCUGGUCUGCCAUUAUACUCCGAGAAGCACCAAGACAGAAAUUUUGUGGUUCUACGGAAAGACAGGAACCGGCAAAUCAAGCAAGGCCUUACAAAUGGUGGAAUCUAAGUCUGUCUAUUGGAAAAACUCGACCGAACCGGAACAUUACUACGGCUGGGCCGACGAACAAUACCGAGCCCUUAUUCGAAGAAUAAAACCGUAG
This is a messenger RNA of Opisthorchis viverrini, 654 nucleotides long. RefSeq lists its product as hypothetical. The transcript has a single exon. The record is from RefSeq and is a predicted model, not a curated record. Gene Ontology annotation, biological process: DNA replication. Gene Ontology annotation, molecular function: nucleotidyltransferase activity; DNA endonuclease activity, producing 5'-phosphomonoesters. Lineage: Eukaryota; Metazoa; Platyhelminthes; Trematoda; Opisthorchiida; Opisthorchiidae. Bases 1 to 654 code for a protein of 217 amino acids.